AUGAAAACAAAUUCAUUAUCAUCAUCAUCAUCACCAACAUCAUCAUCAUUAUCAUUAUCAUCAUCAUCAUCAUUAUCACCAUUAUCAUCAUCAUUACCAACUCUGCCAAUAUUUGAGCUUUUUCCCUUUUCAUCAAUUAUGUUUACACAUAUGUUUGCUUAUGUGUAA
This is a messenger RNA of Loa loa (African eye worm), 168 nucleotides long. RefSeq lists its product as hypothetical. The record is from RefSeq and is a predicted model, not a curated record. Lineage: Eukaryota; Metazoa; Nematoda; Chromadorea; Rhabditida; Onchocercidae. The transcript has a single exon. The coding region runs from base 1 to 168 and encodes 55 amino acids.